CCAAGCAGUUUACAGAUAAAUAGGUGACGGGACCUGGCUUCUGCUCUGGAGGAAAGCUCACCCCUCCCCGCUCCUCGCACAGCCGCAGUCGGUGGCAAUGCUCGGGCAGACGGCGAAGAGCCGCUAUCGCUGCUGGCUGUAACGCUCCUCCGGUCCGGCAUCAGACCCCUCCAUCCGUCCGCGCGGCGCUGCACCUGCGAGCAGAGCUGCCAUUGAGUACCAUGGCAAGACAAGAAGCACGCAAAAACAUUUAAACAGGCGCCUCUCCUCCAAAAGACAAGACGGGAGGCAGAAUGAGUGAAGAGGUGCCAGUUUCUCCCAGCUGGCUGGCUCAAGAGCCCACCUGGGUCAGCAGCGGCGCAGGAAGCAUAGAAAACAUCACCGUCGGAACAUACCCACCUGCGGUUGUCUUGCCGGCGAGGCCGCCCGCUGAGUUGCUGGUAAACCCAUGGGACAUCGUGCUGUGUUCAUCCGGCACCCUUAUAGCCUGCGAGAAUGCCCUGGUGGUUUUGGUCAUCUGGCAGAACCCAGCACUGCGUGCCCCAAUGUUUCUGCUGAUCGGCAGCCUAGCUCUAGCCGACUUAUUGGCUGGUUUAGGGUUAGUCCUGCACUUUACCUUCGCUUACCUGCUAAGAUCUGACUCGGCACAGCUGCUGACUGUAGGUCUGGUGGUGGCAUCCUUCUCAGCAUCUGUAUUUAGCCUGUUAGCUAUUACCAUCGACCGCUACCUGUCGCUAUACUACGCCCUCACCUACAACUCCGAGCGAACGGCCGCGUUCACAUACACCAUGCUGGUGCUUCUAUGGGGAGUUUCAUUGUGUUUGGGUUUGCUGCCGGUUACCGGUGUGAACUGCUUGGGCCAUGAGGAGAACUGCAGUGUGGUUUGGCCCCUAACAAGAAACAACGUAGCCGUUCUGUCCAUCUCCUUCCUUCUACUGUUCGGCCUCAUGCUUCAGCUCUACGUGCAGAUUUGUAAAAUCGUCAUGCGUCACGCGCACCAAAUCGCCCUGCAGCACCACUUUUUAGCUGCAAGUCCUCACUACGUCACGACGCGGAAAGGCGUAUCCACCCUGGCGAUCAUUCUGGGCACAUUCGCAGCUUGCUGGAUGCCAUUUACGGUUUAUUCGCUCAUAGCCGAUUAUACGUACCCGCCCCUUUACACAUAUGCCACCCUGGUUCCCGCCACCUACAACUCGGUGAUCAACCCAGUAAUUUACGCCUUCCGCAAUCAAGAGAUUCAGAAAGCGUUGUGGCUGGUGUGCUGCGGAUGUAUCCCUGCCAGCGUGGCCCAGCGUGCACGGACCCCCAGUGAUGUCUGAUGUGCCUAGGGAAUUACACAGGCCAGAGAUUCCCCCAAUACCCCCGGGACGAAAAGGGGUGUGUGUCACCCAUUUAUGUCUUCCCCUAAUUGUUAUGUGACAACCACUGCCACAAAAUCGUUGCCUGAUCCCAAUCCGACCAGCUGCCACAUCCUUUCCAAGAAAAAAAGGGGAAGAAAUGGAUGCUGUGUGGCAGUCAGCUGUAAAUAUCUUGUGUGUUUGUGUGUGUGUGUGUGUGUAUGUGUGUAUAUAUAUAUAUAUACACAUAUGCUUUUCCAUUUUUGUGGUUGUUUUGGCUUGGCCACAAAGACAGCCCCUGUUGCACAGGCUGUGAGGGAGAAGGAAUAUGAGGGGCAGCACGAGGCAGUCCUCUUGACUGCAUCCUGAAGUUCAUUCAUCUCGUCCUGCUGUUGCUGCAUUCAAGAACGUGCGCUGAACGUUAAGUAACCGCGGUGUGCUAAAAAUAGACCAGGGGCUCGGUGAUCCGCGCCUUGCAUCCUCUGAAUAUACCGACCCGGAGAACGCACGCACGCGAGAGAGAGGGAGACAGGCACGCUGUCUCUUCUGUUUGAUUUAAACCCCAACCCAAGCGUGGCCGAAUGUAAAAUGUCCUCCAAAGCAGAAAACCAUGAAGAGCUAACUACAAUCUCAGAAUGAGAACCACUCUAUAAAUAACCGAAUCCAUCGAUGCCUUUAUUUCGGUUUAGAAUGGAAGUCGAACUGUCUCUGCAUUAUCUUCCAUAAAUGAAAGUGACUGGGAGAAAGUGUAUGUGUGUUCAUCUAAACAGCCCCCUAUGAGUAGAGGCUCACUUCAAAGAACUGUUGAGUACAAAACGUGCAUUAAGUGGCUGAGAAUAAGAGGUUUGUUUAUAUGCAGCGACAUGGAGGAUGGAACCGAAUGUAUUUUCUAUUGAUUUGCUUUUAAUUUGCAUUCUCAUUGUCGCUCUGAAUAGAGCACUGCUCCAUUUAUUAUGUUCAACUGGUAAUUAUUACUGGAUAUGGGAUAGCUGUCACAAUGGUAGUUUAUAGCAGUUUGCUUGAAUUUUAAGUGUAUUGCAUUUGCAAAGAAUGAUGAUUUGGGCAUGGCAUUAUAGAUAUAUUAAUUAGAGGUAUUUUGUUUGAAACAAUGCGUGUAAAGCUUUUCACCCCACAAUCAAAAGAAAAUAAUUAUUGUACUUUGACAUUAUUUUCACAAACACAAUUCAUAUGAUUUAUAUAACCCCCUCCCCAAACAAAACAAAUCAAGCUUGAAAAAUUUGUAACAACUCAGAACACUUUUUCAGCCAUUUUAUACAUGGCUAAUGGAUGACGCAUAUAUGUCAAAGAUAUCUGAAAUAUAAUGUUAUAUAAUACAUUUAUAAUCAAAUUAUAUAAUUAGUUAUAAUUAUGUAAUUUUAUAAUGUUAGUUUUCUUGUAAUUAAUAGAUGCUUAGGUUAGGGUGUAAAAAUUGACUUAUCUAUUAUGGAAGGCCAACAUUAAAUAAUAUUCCCAAAAUAAUUUGCUUCAUUGUAAAAAAUAUUUUGAUUUUGGGGUGAAAUAUGACCGGGCAAGAUUUCAUGAGAUUAACCCCUGAUAAAUGAUAUUCUAAAAUGAUGAAACUGUUCAAAGAUGUGCCAGCCAAGCAACACUUCCACUCUUAGAUGAGCCUUCCGUAGAUUUACAUUCAAUUUGAUUGUUAGUAAACUGGUGAAUCUCCUCAAACGGUCCUCACAACACGAUUAUAAUGAGGUAAACAGCUGGCCUCUUAAACCUAGCAAAUGUCAGAUGAGGGAGAAUGUUAUUAUGAAAUCAAUCUUCUCGUACUUCCAUCGCAUCUGAGGCUGGAGUCAUGCUACUAUUAUGAGCUGAAGUUCACCCCUGCUUUUUACCUUAUGCCCUCCAAAUGCCAACCAGCCACUAUCCAUUUCAGUGCUGUGGCAGAAUCCAUCAGCGAGCAAUAACUAAGGACCAAGCGUUUCAUCAAAUAAUAGCAAUAUUCUGGCAGCAAUAACAGCCGUUCCCAAGCAAAACCAACACCUCAGCUAGAUGGA
Messenger RNA from Carassius auratus (goldfish), 3349 nucleotides. It is a transcript of the gene gpr12, whose product is annotated as G protein-coupled receptor 12. Gene Ontology annotation, molecular function: G protein-coupled receptor activity. Bases 294 to 1319 code for a protein of 341 amino acids. Gene Ontology annotation, cellular component: membrane. The record is from RefSeq and is a predicted model, not a curated record. The transcript has 2 exons. Gene Ontology annotation, biological process: G protein-coupled receptor signaling pathway. Lineage: Eukaryota; Metazoa; Chordata; Actinopteri; Cypriniformes; Cyprinidae.